Messenger RNA from Fomitopsis serialis, 1385 nucleotides. RefSeq lists its product as uncharacterized. Gene Ontology annotation, molecular function: protein kinase activity. Gene Ontology annotation, biological process: protein phosphorylation. Lineage: Eukaryota; Fungi; Basidiomycota; Agaricomycetes; Polyporales; Fomitopsidaceae. The annotation marks the transcript as partial. The record is from RefSeq and is a predicted model, not a curated record. The transcript is spliced from 5 exons.
AUGUCGUUUCCCGGUGAACAAGACGAGGGUUGGGCCGGGACAUGGCAUGGUAUCUCAAUGGUAUUCGAGAUCAAGCGUACCAGAGGCGAAGAUCCGAUUGACGAGUACGGUGUGCGGUACGGCAAGCAGGCGACGGACGCACUGACGCAACUUGCGAAGAGCGCGCGGAACCUCCUGUCGACGCACGGGAUGCUCUUUGUGUACGUCGUCGGCAUCUACGGCGACACCGCUCGGAUCUACCGCUUUGACCAUGCAGCGUGCGUCGUCUCACGAUCAUUCGACUUCAAGGAGACGCCAUGGCCUCUCCACGAACUGCUCUGGCGUUUCUGUUACUACCAAGGGCCACGAGGAGGUGCCAGAGUAGCUGGCGCACCUCCGACAAAUAUGCUUAUUGGCGCGGAUCCGUCUUUUCAGCGAGCUACGGACGAUGAUCUUAGGCUUGCAGAAGAGAAGUGCACGGAGAUGGGUACAGAAUCGCUCACGCUGACCGACAAGCAAGCGUGCCGAUGGAUCACAGUAACAAGACACAGCGAGGACGGAACGGAGGUGGGAACGACAAGGUACCUAGCCUAUCGCAUCCGCUCUCUCAAUGCGCGACUCUUUUCGCGCGCGACGGCCGUCUGGGAUGCGCUCGAGGAGGGAACGUGGGAGCGCUGCGUGAUCAAGGACUCGUGGAGACAACUUGAACACGAUCGCGAGGAUGUUUUGUACGACCGAAUUCGCGGAUCUCCUGAUCGGCCACCCGUGUACGGCCAUCGCACCAUUUGCGGUCAGUUACGGGACCCGAAAAAUGCGAACUACUAUGAACGGAGCCACAUGCGGGUGAUAAUGAAGACGGUUGGCCGGCCUUUGUCCUCUUUCAAAUCGACGAAGGAGCUUGUUCAUGCUCUCCGGGAUGCUAUCAUUGGACAUAGGCAGGCAUACCACGCUGGCAUCAUUCAUCGAGACAUCAGCGAAGGCAACGUGAUGAUUUGCGAUACGCGGAUCAGCUCCUUCGCUGGCUUCCUUCUCGAUUUUGACUAUGGCUUCGAUUGGAAGACCGCGCUCAAGCAGGUGGGGUGGCCGGCUGACGAGGCAAGCUGGAGGAUGUUCGUCGAGAAGUACAAUGAAAGUCUGCCUUGUAUUAGGCGACAUGCGCCGCCCAAACAGACGAUUCCCGUCCUAGGCUCUCAUAGCGCAGACACUUCAAAACUGGAGACGAAGAUGAAGCAAAGGACGGGUACGCUAGAUUCCAUGGCUAUUGAAAUCCUAGAGACCUAUUGCGCACACGACAUUCGCCACGACCUGGAGUCGUUCUUAUGGCUUUAUUUCUUCGGUACGCAAGAGGGAUGGGAUAGCGCGGCAAGGAAGAGACAGUUCCUCCAGACCUGGACGGCAUUCGAGGU